Mercenaria mercenaria is the source of this 6278-nucleotide messenger RNA. Its product is annotated as transmembrane prolyl 4-hydroxylase-like. Gene Ontology annotation, cellular component: endoplasmic reticulum. Gene Ontology annotation, molecular function: procollagen-proline 4-dioxygenase activity; L-ascorbic acid binding; iron ion binding. The record is from RefSeq and is a predicted model, not a curated record. Bases 31 to 1224 code for a protein of 397 amino acids. Gene Ontology annotation, biological process: peptidyl-proline hydroxylation to 4-hydroxy-L-proline. Lineage: Eukaryota; Metazoa; Mollusca; Bivalvia; Venerida; Veneridae. The transcript is spliced from 10 exons.
AAACUCUUCAAAAAGGAGGUAACUCGAAAUAUGCAAGGGUUUCUUAAAUUUUUUGUUACAAUUAAUGUCUUUCUGACAAUUUACUGUGAUAAUGAUCAACAGAGGAAGGAAGAGCAUGGCUACUGUGAGAAAACUGACGAUGGUGUGACAUGUGACAAUGAUGAUAACUUGAGACUGACACGUCUAGAUGGCGGACAGAUUGGUGAUGUCAGAACUUUUACUGUCGAUGAUGGUAGAAAACUUGAAAUGAAAACACUCAACACGAAACCACUCGUCUUUGAAAUUGAAGACUUCCUUACUGACAAGGAGUGUGAUCAUUUCAUCAAAGUAGCAAAGGAGAUUGGUUUGGAAUCAAGUCAAACAGAGAAACAGUCUGCGAAACGUGGUUUACAAUUGAUGGAUCUUGACUCAGACAAAGCCCUCAGUUUGACAGAGAUGAAGUUGACUAUAGAGAAUGGCUAUGAUAUGUACUUUGAUGAUGAGGAUGUCAUUGAAAUGUAUAAGGAACUCAAACUUGAUCCUAAUAAUGACAAUAUUAUCACCCAAGAAGAGUUGACAAUAAGCCCAAAGGAACUGGCAAACUAUUUAAAUGGCUACAUCAAGAAACACCCUGAGAAACACUCGAGAUACAGUCGUCAAGCCUGGCUAUAUCCUGACCAGUCCACUGAUACAGUGUUUCAGAAAGUCCAAAAAAGGGUAUCAAAAGUGGUAGAGUUACCAUUGGACUUAAUUCGGCUCAGUGAUUUUCAGGUAGUCACUUAUGGAGUUAAAGGACACUACAAUGCUCAUCUGGAUUCUUCCAAAAUCAGAGAAGGUGUGAGGUGUUGUGAUAGGGGAAAAUACAGUAACUGUAGGAUCUGUAGAUAUAUGACAGUGUUGUUUUACCUGAAUGAGGUUACCAGUGGAGGGGAGACUGCCUUUCCUUUUGCCAACAAGGACAGCAUAAAUGAAACAGAGGCACACCUAGAAAGAGUUCAUCAUUUGUACAAGAACUGUGAAGAUGCUAGUCUACGUGUUUCAGCUAAAAAGCGAAAAGCAAUCAUCUGGUAUAACCAUGUUAUAGAUGAGGAGACUGGCUGGAUGGGGGAUGUAGAUGAAUUCACUCUACAUGGAGGCUGUCCAGUUACGGAAGGGGAGAAAUGGAUAGCAAACUUCUGGAUUAAAACUAAUAAUGAUAAAUCUUUAGAUUUAGAAAAGAUGAAGAAAUUACCAUCUUUAAAAUAAGAUAAACCAUAGCUUUUAAAUAAUGAGUAGAAAUCCACAUAUCCAAAACGAAAAUCCAGUCUAAAUCAUGUAUUAUUGGCGAGAUACAGGCACUUCAUAAUUGAAUUGAUAAAACAUUGAUAUAAAUGGACUCCUGUCUGGAAGAUUACAUGUACAAUUUGAUGUCAUUCACAAAAAUACACAAAACAACCUCGUUCCAAAAAAAGUAUCUUCGAAAAUCGGCAACCAAAAUUUGAAGGACAUUCAGUAACAGCUCAAACUGCUUUUUCUGCUGGAUCAAAUUUUAGCUAGCGCUGUAAUUCAUGGAUUUGCAAGAAGCCCCAUUUUACUUGUGUACAUGACUAAUAUAUUCACUUUUUUUUUUGCUCAAUAUUACCCUAAUUUGAAUAUACACUCAAGGCCUUUAAAUGCCUCAUCAAGUUAUGGCAGUUUUUUAUUCUUGCAAGUUCUAUCUAAAUUAUUAUUAGUUAAGACCUGAUCCAAUAUGGUGCUUUCUGUUGUGAUACUUGGAAGCAUGACCGCUGUCACCUGUACACGUGUAGCUUGUAUUCAUGUCUCACAAAGUUCACAAAAAUCUUCUUGGAUAAAAUUUCCAUAUUCAUACAUGGGGCAUUUUUAAAAGUCCUUCAGUGUUUAUGCAGUACAUUGUAUAGUUUCACUGUAGUUGAAUCCUUAGUCAUGAAUACUUGAAGUGUUUUUAUUUAUUAUUGUAGAUUAGGUAUUGAUAGGGUCCUGUGCAAUAAUAUUACGCAGUCAACAUUCAUCACGUAUCGAAACAUUUACAGAUAAUAUUAUUAUUAGUGAUCAUACUGAUGCUAAUAUUUCAAUAAAAAUUUAAAUUGUAUUAGUGUUUUCUGCAGUUGGCAUUUUUGUCUGAAACGCAGCAUUUUUUGGGGUUUGACAUUUUUGUCUGAAACAAGAUUUUUUCUUGGGUGGGCAUUUUGUCUGAAACAAAUCUUUCUGGGAUUGGCAUUUUGUCUGAAACAUAGAUUUUUCUUUGGCAUUUUUGUCUGAAACAAAGGAUUUUUCUUAGGUUGGUAAUUUUGUCUGAAACACCAGAUUUUUAGUCCCCUACCAUUGGAACACCGGAGGGGACUGUACUAAGCCUAGUUAUGCAUAUCGCCGACACUUUCUGCUUCGCUGCAUAAAAUGGCCACCAGAGCUAAAGAUAUACAUAGGGGGGGAGACAUAGGUUUUUCUGACAAAAACACCUUCUAGUUUAAGCUAGGUUCAUAAAACUUGGUAUGUGAAUAGAGGGCAGUAUGUAGAUUAUGCAUAUACAUGUCAGUACAAGGUAAAGGUCACUUAUUAAGGUCAAGUAAAAAUUUGUUUCCACUCCAUAACUUUUAUAUGCAUUGAAGGGUUUUUUAUUACACAGAAAUGUUCCCCAUGAUUAAACCAUGUGUUGCACACAUGACCCAUGGUUGUUGGUCAAAGGUCAAGGUCACUAUUUAAGGCCAAGUAAUACUGUUUCCCCUCCAUAACUUCUAUGGGCAUUGAUGGAAUGUCUAAGUGCUGCACACAUAUGUUCCCAGUGAUGACACAAUGUGUCACGUACAUGAUCUAUGCUUUUAGGUCAAGGUCAUUAUUGAAAUUUAAGUAAAUGUCACGGUAUAGAACUUGAAAUAUAUUAAAACGGGGAGAAAGUGUGUAGGCGGCCGGGUAGCUCAGUCGGUAGAGCAUCGGAACGGUAUUCCGAGGCCCCGGGUUCGAGUCCCGGUCUGGCUGCACAUUUUUCUCACCCUGUGACAUUUGGCGCCCAACGUGGGGCCGUGACGGCAUUACACUGGUUAGUCUCCGACACCUGUAAUUGCUUAUAUAUAAAGUACCCGCUGAAAUUCGAGGACGAAUUUCAAAAUGGUGGGGAAAUAUGUCACGGUAUAGAACUUGAAAUAUAUUAAAACGGGGAGAAAGUGUGUAGGCGGCCGGGUAGCUCAGUCGGUAGAGCAUCGGAACGGUAUUCCGAGGCCCCGGGUUCGAGUCCCGGUCUGGCUGCACAUUUUCUCCCCGUUUUAAUAUAUUUCAAGUUCUAUACCGUGACAUAAAAAUGCUUUUUGUUUCUUAGCUCCUAAAUGCCUUGAAGUAUUUUUAGUGCUAACACUGUUGUCAGCAACCACACGGGACAAACACUAACAAAGGUUUCCACCAGUAGGGGAAUUCUGUACGUAUUCCCACUGCAGUACUCGGUCACUUGUUCUAUGGUUGGCAUUUUGUCCUUAACGUAAGUUUUCUCUGGGGUUGGCAUUUUUGUCUGAAAUACAAGAUUUUCCUUGGGUUUGCAAUGUUGUUUGUUAGAGAACAUUUGCCUGGUGUUUUUAUUGUUGACUCAGAUGUACUGUGAAAUCAUUAAUUUUUGUAGGGAAUUAAUUUUCAUGGAAUUGGAAUCAGUCAACGAAAUGGUAUCCCAACGAACAAGUAAAAUUCCCAUUCAAAACCAUGAAAUUUUGUGCCGAUGAAAUUAAAUGAUUUCACAGUCUCUGGGGGUUUUAUUGUUAGCUUGACCAUUCGAAGAAUAAAUAGAGCUAUCCUACUCACCAUGGCGUUGGCAUCAGCUUCACAGCUUAGUUAAGUUUUUCAUACCAGUCCACAUUUUGACAAAGUCUUUUGAGAUAAAGCUUUGUAACUUUCAACACUUGUGGUACAUCACCAUGUUCAGUUUUAGGCAAGAGUACAUAACUCCAUCAAAGAUUUUGGCUGAAUUAUGGCCUCUUAACUUACUGUACAAGUCUUGGUUAAGUUUUUCUUACCAGUUCAUAUUUUGUGUAAAGUGUUUGAAAUAUGGCUUUGACACUUUUAUCACUUGUUCAUUAUAACAGUCUCUAUCUGUAGGCAAGAGUACAUCUUUCAACUAUUUUGGCUGAAUUAUGGCCCUUUUUGGACUUAGAUCGGUACAAUUUUCGUACAAGUCCAUGUCUUGUCAAAACUAUUUAAUCUAUGGCUUUGAAACUUUGAACACUUGUUUAUCAUCAUAAUUUCCAUCAGUAGGCAAGAAUACAAAUUCUGUCAACUAUUUUGGCUGAAUUAUGGCCGUUUUAGGAUUUGGAAAUUGGUUGUUUUUGCACGUCCAUGUUCUGUCAAAACUUUUUGACAUGUUGCUUUGAAACUUUGCUUAUCAUCAUGAUUUCCAUCUGUAGGCAAGAGUACAUAACUCUGUCAGCUAUUUUGGCUGAAUUAUGGCACUUUUUGGACUUAGAAAUUGGUUUAGUUUUCGUACAAGUCGACAUCUUGUCAAAACUAUUUGAUAUGAGGCUUUGGAACUUUGAACACUUGUUUAUCAUCAUGGAAAUGUUUAUCAUCAUGAUUUCCAUCUGUAGGCAAGAAUACAUAACUCUGUCAACUAUUUUGGCUGAAUUAUGGCCCUUUUUGGACUUUGAAAUCAAUUAAAUUUUUCAUACCAGUCCAUAUUUUGCCUAACCUGUUUGUCAUAUGACUUUGAAACUUUAACCACAUAUUUACCAUAUAGUCUACAUAUUUAGGCAAGACUGCAUAACUAGAACAAAGACUUUUAGCUCAGUUAUAGCCCUUUUUUGACAUAGAAAUAAGUUAAGUUUCGCAUACCAUUCUAUAUUUUGUCUAAACUGUUUGAUAUAUGGCUUUGAAACUUUGAACACUUGCUUACCAUCAUGGUCACACAUUGCCAUAUAUUGCAAGACUUAUCCAAAUCCACAAAAUGCAGAUACCUUGUCUUAUCUAAUAUUUUUUCUUUUGUCUGAAAAUCUCUGGUCCUAUUUUGACCCCAUACUUCCGUCAGUUCUUCAAAUAGUCAAGUGUGCUGUCAACAGACAGCUCCUGUUGUGUAUAAGGUAACAAGCUGUUUUUACUUUAUUAUGUUGUUUUUGUUGUCUAAAAUCUUGAAUGUCAGUUUUAGUAACUUUUCACUUUUUGAAACAAAAAAUAAGAAAAUGAAAAAAAAAAAGGUAUUUUCACACUAUUUCUUAGCAACUGUUAUUGGUUAAAGACUUUGGAAUAUAUAACAAGAGCUGUCUAUAAGAUGGCACGCUCGACUUUUCCCAAUGCUUGACUCUGAAUUAGUGCUUUGCCAGUAAAAGGGUCGUAACUCUGUCGAAAUUGAAAUCAGAGUUAUGUGGAUUGUUCCUUCUGGUGGAGCCUGUGAUAGUAAAACUAUUUUAAGUUUCAAGUCAAUAGCUUUGAAAGUAACAGAGAUAUUGGACGUUUUAUAAAACUUCAACCAAAAAUUUCUAAGUUAAAAAGGGACAUAACUCUGUCAAAAUUCAAAUCAAGAGUUAUGGGGAUUGUUUCUCCUGGUGUAGACUUUGAUAGUAAAUAACUAUUUUAAGUUUCAACUCAAUAGCUUCAAUAGUAACAGAGAUAUUUGACUUUAUCAAAAACUUUAACCAAGCGACGGUAAUGGCGAUGCCGGGGCAAGUGCAAUAGCUCUAUUUUUUCUUCGAAAAGUCUAGCUAAAAAUGGUAAUAUGAAGGACUAGCACUUGUUCUUUGAAAAUCCUGUGUCACUUUUCUGGGUACAAAAAUUAAUUAGUAAUUUAUUUUGGUGUGUGAAAAAAAAAAUCUUGUACACUUUCAAAUGCUCAUUUAACAACUUUUUACUUGGUUAUCAGCUGUGUAGGUAUAAACAGCUAGAAUACUGCAGAAAUGUGAAAACAACAUUUCUGAGACAAAACUGACAUACAAGGUCUUGGAAGAACAGCAAAACAUAAUCUUUUAGCCAGAUUAGACAAUAAUACAGCUGAAAAAAAAUACAUGUAUUUCUAUGAUAUUGAAAUAAUCCUGAUCUGAUAAAAGUUUACUGCUUUAUAAAUGAGCCAGUAUUAUUGUUUAUAAAUUAAUGUACAGAAUUAUGGAAAAUAGUCAAUGAAUUUGAAUGUCAUUUUCCUGCACUGUUGUUGGAAUGAAAAACGCUGUUCAGAGUGUGGACUGGUCUUGCUCAAAACUGAUUUAUGCAUUUUCUUACUUAGUAAUAAUUUUAUUAAUGCAUGAUUCUAUGAAAAAAUUUGUCAUGUUUUAUCAGUACUUUCUUUUUUGAAAUGUAUUAUUUUGUUGUCGAUUUUGAUUAAAGGAAUUAGUAAAGUGACA